AUGCAGAUGCCUGGACGAGCUCAUGAAACUUUUGGACAAUCGAUGCGUCCACAUACAGCUUUUCAUCCGGACUAUGCUAGUAACGCUUGCCUGUCCACUGCAUCAAAACUAAGUACAGGGAAAUCCUUCACAAUUGAUGCACUGCUAGCAAGGCCUGGCCAUUUGGAGAGAGAUAGGACAAGUCUCAUAACCAAUCAACUGCCAGUCUCGAGCACUGCGGUUCCAUUUGUGGCACAAUUGUACUUGCAAAUUCCACACUUUUCGUAUAACCAGUUCAUAAUGCAUUCACAAACUGAGUAUCCUGUUUUCUGCUACCCACCUUACAACUACCAGACAACAUGUCAUGGAGCUGUGUACGCACAAGAUGCAGUACUGGCAAAAGCAGGAGUGCGUUCUCACUUUAAACACAAAGCAGGAAAAUCCAAAAAAAUGCGCACUAGUUUUACUAACGAACAGCUGUCCAGACUAGAGAAAGAAUUUGCACGGCAGCAAUAUAUGGUUGGCUCAGAGCGCUUGCUCUUGGCCUCUGUUCUCCAGCUCACUGAAGCACAGGUUAAAGUUUGGUUCCAGAACAGAUGCAUCAAGUGGAGAAAACAGAGUCUUGAGCAGCAGCAAGCUAAACUAGUCAAACUUGGACUUGCGGUGCAGCCCAAAAGUCCUGGAUCUCAGGGCAGAGAGGAUGAGGGUGAAGAGGAUGAGGAGAGAGAUUUCACAGAGUCUGAUGUCAACAUUGUCAUCGACGAUUCACUUCAAGAUUGA
Myxocyprinus asiaticus (Chinese sucker) is the source of this 759-nucleotide messenger RNA. RefSeq names its product homeobox protein Nkx-6.2-like. The record is from RefSeq and is a predicted model, not a curated record. Gene Ontology annotation, biological process: central nervous system development; neuron differentiation; regulation of DNA-templated transcription. The transcript is spliced from 3 exons. The coding region runs from base 1 to 759 and encodes 252 amino acids. NCBI's taxonomy places the organism in Eukaryota, Metazoa, Chordata, Actinopteri, Cypriniformes, Catostomidae. Gene Ontology annotation, molecular function: DNA binding; DNA-binding transcription factor activity, RNA polymerase II-specific.